Messenger RNA from Bombus huntii, 1045 nucleotides. RefSeq names its product transcription initiation factor TFIID subunit 8 (gene Taf8). Gene Ontology annotation, molecular function: protein heterodimerization activity. The coding region runs from base 46 to 921 and encodes 291 amino acids. The transcript has 5 exons. Gene Ontology annotation, cellular component: transcription factor TFIID complex. The record is from RefSeq and is a predicted model, not a curated record. Gene Ontology annotation, biological process: transcription initiation at RNA polymerase II promoter. NCBI's taxonomy places the organism in Eukaryota, Metazoa, Arthropoda, Insecta, Hymenoptera, Apidae.
AUGUAGUAGUUUGUAAUCACCAAACAUUUGUUACUACUAAACAACAUGGACAUUCAAACAACAAAUACGCGAAGAAAAAUAUUGAAUCAUGUAGUUUGUAGCAUUCUGGUGGAAUGUGGUUACGACACUUGUGAGAAGCAAGCAUUAGAAAUUCUCACAGAAAUGUUACAGUCUUUUCUUAUAGAGGUUGGAGAGUCUGCAAGAAAUUACUGUGAACUGUCUGGUAGGACGGAACCACUCAUUGCGGAUGUUAUAGUAGCAUUAAUAAAUAUGGGUAUAAAAUUAGAUAAUCUGGAAAGUUAUGGCAAGAGGGCUAACAGAACAGUUUUGCCUCAGCUUCAACAACAAACUCAAUCAAAGCAGUUAAAUAUUUUGCAAGCUGGAGUGAAACAAAGUCAUCCAUCUCAUAUACCAAGUUAUUUACCACCUUUUCCUGAUCCGCAUGCAUACAUUAGAACACCGACGCAUAAACAGCCAGUAACAGAAUAUGAAGCAAUAAGAGAAAAAGCAGCAACACAAAAACGUGAUAUUGAAAGAGCUUUGACAAGGUUCAUUGCAAAAACUGGAGAUACACAUAGUCUAUUUUUAACAGAAGAUAAUAGUAUGUUUCCAUUAAUAUCAUGUAAACCACAAUUUCCUAGUUACCUUUCUGCACUCCUUCCACAAGAUCAAGUUUUUGAAACCGAUCAAGAUUUUCAAUUUGAACCAAGUCCAAUUAAAAAGAGAAAGGAGCAAGAAAGAGAAGAAUCAGAAGAAGGUAUGAAAGGACAAAAUGAAGAUGUUGAACAAAAUGGAGAAACUACAACACAGCAAGAUGUUAUAGAUAAUCCUUACUUAAGACCUGGGAAGAUACCAAAAAAUAAAAUGCCAGGAGUCUCAGUUCCUGGAUUACAUUCGAUAAAGAGGGAUUCUCUUGAAUGAUAUUUUUAAUGGUGACGAUUUUGUUAAUUUUAUUAUUUCUUACGUUAAUAUUGUGUACAUAAUAGUAUAUUAUAAAGUAAUAUUUGUAUUUGUAUUGCAUAAUAAAAAUUAAUCUUUAUUAUAA